AUGGAUUCCUUAUCUAAAACUGCAGAUAUUGAGACUGGUGUUAGUGGGUGUAUUAGUGAGGAAGAAGAUGAAGAAGAAGAACAAAGGGCUGUUUAUUCCAAGACUUGCUACAGGUCUCUGGUAAGAACUGAUGGAUCCAUUGAAACAACUAUGAACAGCAGUAGCAACGUUCAUGUUUUGGAUGAUGUGAAAUUGUUUGAGACAAGAACUAAAGUAGUUAAGGAGAAAAAAUCGUCUAAAAAACCUCCAAGGCCUCCUCGAUCUUCAAAACCUUUGUCACUUGAUGUUGCUGAUCAGAAGCUAAUCAUAGAGAUUUCUCAACUUAUAAUCUUGAAACGGGCUAGAGUUGAGAGAAUCAAAGCACUCAAGGUUAAAUCUGUCAAAGCUGCUUCAACAUCGGUUAAUGGCAAUCUCUUUGCCAUGAUAUGCACAAUCCUCUUCUGUGUCGUCCUCAUCUUCCAAGGAGUUUCCUCUAGAAGAAGGAUCGAUACAGCGACGGGCUUUCCGAGUUCUCGGGUAUCGUCUGAAAUUGUCGGUUAUGAGUUGCCAAUUUCACCACUAAAUUAG
Messenger RNA from Impatiens glandulifera, 567 nucleotides. RefSeq lists its product as uncharacterized. The transcript is spliced from 2 exons. Lineage: Eukaryota; Viridiplantae; Streptophyta; Magnoliopsida; Ericales; Balsaminaceae. The coding region runs from base 1 to 567 and encodes 188 amino acids. The record is from RefSeq and is a predicted model, not a curated record.